This is a messenger RNA of Symbiodinium necroappetens, 946 nucleotides long. The record is from the annotation of a GenBank genome assembly. Lineage: Eukaryota; Dinophyceae; Suessiales; Symbiodiniaceae.
AUGGUGCUGCGCCUGUUUCGCGACAUGGCAAGCCGGCGCGUGAGCGUGGUCAACUACAAUACUGCCAUCAGUGCGCUGGGAAGAGAGGGGCAGUGGCAGUUGGCCGGGCAGAUGCUUGGGGAUAUGGCGCACGCAUCCGAGAGUGCCAGCGAAUGGGAGCUGGCGGUCCAGACCUUUUCCUCCAUGAUGGAGGACAUGCCAGCCGCCAAGGUGCACGAUGUCCUGCAGCCGAGUGUAGACAAAGUCUCCCCUGAUGCCAGUACCGGGAAUGCCGUCAUCAGUGCUUGUGGAAAGCUCCUGGUCAAAAACCUGGCAUGUUGUGAGCUUUACCGAGGUGCAGAUUCUGUGGUUUUGAGUGCAUGGAUAGCAGCCAUGGAUCUGAAUGCCCAUUGGCGGCUGUCGAUGCAGCUGUUGCGCAGCAUGCCGGAGAUGAAGAUCACACCGGACACCGUCAGCUUCAACACCACCAUGAGCAUCCUCGAGGUCUUGGGAAACUUUGCAGGGCAAUGGGCAUUGACUGGGCAUCUGACUGCUGUCCCAUGUGCAGAGGAGACAAAGGCUGCUCAGCUUUGGGAAGAGGCCCUGGACCUUUUUCGGUCCAUGCUCGAAGCCAGGAUUUCGCCUGACCGCUUCAGCUACAACGCUGCAAUGAGCGCCGGGGCUCAGGGUGGGCAGUGGCAGCUCACCCGACAAUUUUUCGGCACCAUGCGCGAUGCCGAAGUCAUGCCGGAUAUGUAUUGCUAUAGCACUCUGUGCACCGCCUAUUCUGCAGCGAGCCAGUGGCAGCUUGCGGUUCAACUCUUCCACAGCAUGCCGGCCGGUGUUGCCACAGAUGCGGUCUUCUACAACACCGCCAUGCUUGCCUACCAGACUGGAGAGCAGUGGCAGCCGUCCUUGCAGCUCUUUGAGGACAUGAGGACCGCGAAGAUUCCAGCGGAUGUUCUCA